This is a messenger RNA of Helobdella robusta, 264 nucleotides long. RefSeq lists its product as hypothetical. Gene Ontology annotation, molecular function: DNA-binding transcription factor activity, RNA polymerase II-specific; RNA polymerase II cis-regulatory region sequence-specific DNA binding. The record is from RefSeq and is a predicted model, not a curated record. The transcript is spliced from 2 exons. Gene Ontology annotation, biological process: regulation of transcription by RNA polymerase II; cell differentiation. The annotation marks the transcript as partial. Gene Ontology annotation, cellular component: nucleus. NCBI's taxonomy places the organism in Eukaryota, Metazoa, Annelida, Clitellata, Rhynchobdellida, Glossiphoniidae.
AAGCAGAAACACACGCGCCCAACUUUUUCGGGACAUCAAAUUUUUGCCCUGGAGAAAACUUUUGAGCAGACGAAGUACUUGGCAGGCCCUGAACGAGCCAGACUCGCAUUUGCACUGGGAAUGUCGGAGAGUCAAGUCAAGGUCUGGUUCCAAAAUCGAAGAACGAAGUGGCGUAAGAAGCACGCCGCAGAAAUGGCGUCAGCCAAAAAACGACAGGAAGAACGAGCCGACAUGUUUGAGGGAAGUAGCAUGCCGGAAGAAGAU